CUCAAAUCUUCUAGAUCAUUUCACCUGGACCUUCUUCCAGAACUACACCAUCAUGCAUGUUACUGUACUCACGCUGCUGGCGUGUGCUCACCUGUCUAUAGCUUCUAAGAUCUUCUUCACCACCACCUCCAGCACCAUAGUCCAGGACGCUGGGAGCGUCAAGCUGAGAUGUGCCCUGCUGGAAACGGGAGGAGAAGCAGUUGUUGGAAGAGCCGUAUCUAACACCAGCUAUGACGUACAGAUUGUCAAUUCCAUCAUUGUGCUCAGAGGUGCGAGUGAGAUCGUCGCCACCAUCGUCACCACCAACCCCCCUGAAGUCAAAGCAGACGUCGGUCUUCUAACCGCCACUGGGACCCUGCACCCCCAGGACCCCUCCGACCCCGAAUACCUCGAGCUGACCUGGUCAAACCCCGGGGUGAACCAGGCCAAAACCUACACCUGCGAGAUCAACGCCCUUGACCUUCUCGGGCGAGCCGUCACCUUUGAAGAAACCUUGACCUUGGACUACAAGCCCGCCGACACGCACGUCAACGUCACUAACAGCACUGACCUUGAGACCACGGUCAACCAGCUGAAGGCCGAGGUCGCGGAGAUCAAGGCCGCGCUUGAGGCCCUCAAGGUUCCCCACUUCGAGGAAGGGUUGGUCGCCUGUGAAAACUCGGAUUCUUGGAGCUCCACAGGGGUCAGCGGGUACAAAGGCAUCACCAAGAACGUGUUCUUCAGGUCCCCGUACAGGACCAAGCCCAUGGUCAACGCCGGGGUCACGGUCAUGGACAUCACCUCCAGCCUUGACAUCCAGUACAAGGUCAUCGUCCGUGACGUCACGACCGUUGGGUUUCAUCUGGUCUGCGAGACAUGGGGGACAACCAAGGUUAAUCUUAUUUCAGUAAGAUGGACGAGUAAUGUCGCUUGAACUGUCUCCCCUGUUGUUGUGCCGAUAUGAUGCGCACAUGUCUAAAAAAUGCCGUGUACUACUCAAUCGUUGGUAUAUUUUAUGACUGUAAAUUGUGAAUGUUCGCUCUCAUUUAUAUGCGGGUAAAGGAUCUUAAUAAAACGAUGACGAAUCAA
Messenger RNA from Physella acuta, 1068 nucleotides. RefSeq lists its product as uncharacterized. Gene Ontology annotation, biological process: cell adhesion. Gene Ontology annotation, molecular function: carbohydrate binding. NCBI's taxonomy places the organism in Eukaryota, Metazoa, Mollusca, Gastropoda, Physidae. The record is from RefSeq and is a predicted model, not a curated record.